AUGACGGAUCGGAAAAUCACGGGGUUAAACAUAAGAAGAAAUGCAAAAACGAAGAGGAAAAUCCCCGAGACGCUCUGCCGCGUCGCCACGCAAAGAAACGGCCUCGUGACCCCCUUUCACACCCACCCAAGCACCCCGGUGGGUUCGCGGUGGCCGCCCAGCGCCGGGACUCGUGCUGUUGGCGCCGAGGAAAGCUGUCCUUCGUCCCCGGCAGGAGAGCGUCCUGCUGUCACGCUGCCCGUCCGUCCGUCCAUCCCUCGCACCCUGCCGCUGUUUGGACCUCUGCGUCACACGGCGCUGUCGAGGCGUGGGCCACAGCACGGCAGCCCCCUCGCCCUCGGAGCCGGGCCGGCUUCUGCGGUGAAGCUUUUGGGGAGAUCGAGGACCGCGGUGCCGAGCCACGCCGACGACGUCAACCGGGCGGACGCGUCAGAUGGGCGAGCUGUCUUCCGGAGAGACCCGGACCGGCGAGCGAGAGCUGUACGACGGCUAACGAAGACAAAGACGAGGUCGGAGCCCCGGAGCCCGGGGUGGGCUGGGAACCGGCUGGCCGGGGAGCCGCCUUGCGGAGAAGGACCCCGGGGGUCUCGGCGGACGACAAGCGGCGUGCCGGGCGGCGGCGAAGGCAGAUGCGGUCCUGGGUGCCACAAGGUGCAGGAGUCUCUGCUGAGCUCGGCCAGCGGCUACAGCAACUACCGGGGCAUCCUCAACUGGUGUGUGGUCAUGCUGGUCUUGAGCAACGCCCGGCUCUUCCUGGAAAACCUCAUCAAGUACGGGAUCCUGGUGGACCCCAUCCAGGUGGUCUCCCUCUUCCUCAAAGACCCCUACAGCUGGCCCUCCCUCUGCCUCAUCAUUGCGGCCAACGUCUUUGUGGUGGUGGCCCUGGCCCUGGAGAGACGGCUGGCAGCGGGCUCCCUCUCGGAGGGGGCGGGGGCCGCCCUGCACACCCUCAACCUGCUGGCCAUCCUCUGCUUCCCCGCCGGCGUCGUGCUGGUGGUCACCUCCAUCACCCCAGUGGGGGCCGUCUUCACCCUGGCCAUCUACACCAUCGUCUUCCUCAAGCUCUUCUCCUUCAGGGACGUCAAUAAGUGGUGUAGGGAGAGGAGGGAGGUGAAAACAGCCCCCCCGGCCCCCGAGGACAGCUCGGCACCAGCCAAGAAAGCCAACGGGGACGUGGGGAGGAACGAGGUCACCUACCCGGCCAACCUCACCUACAGAAAUCUCUACUACUUUCUCUUCGCGCCCACCCUGUGCUACGAGCUGAACUUUCCCCGCUCCCCCCGCGUCCGCAAGCGUUUCCUCCUCCGGCGCCUCUUUGAGAUGCUCUUCUUCAUCCAGCUGCUGGUGGGGCUGAUCCAGCAGUGGAUGGUGCCCACGAUCCAGAACUCCAUGAAACCAUUUCGGGACAUGGAUUAUUCCCGGAUCAUCGAGCGGCUCCUGAAGCUGGCCGUCCCCAACCACCUCAUCUGGCUCAUCUUCUUCUACUGGUUCUUCCACUCCUGCCUCAACGUGGUGGCCGAAGUGAUGCAGUUUGGGGACCGGGAAUUUUACAGGGACUGGUGGAAUUCGGAGUCGGUGACCUAUUUCUGGCAGAACUGGAACAUCCCCGUCCACAAGUGGUGUCUCAGGCAUUUCUACAAGCCCAUGCUAAAGCGGGGGGCCAGCAAGUGGGCAGCCCAGACGGCCGUUUUCCUGGCGUCUGCCUUCUUCCACGAGUACUUGUUGAGCGUCCCCCUGAAGAUGUUCCGGCCCUGGGCGUUCAUGGGGAUGGCGGCUCAGAUCCCGCUGGCCUGGUUCGUCUCCAAAUUCCUCAGGGGUAACUACGGGAACGCGGCCGUCUGGAUGUCCCUGAUCAUCGGCCAGCCCAUCGCCGUCCUGAUGUACGUGCACGACUACUACGUGCUCAACUACGAAGGCGACCAGUGAGGCGGUGGGCCCACGGCCCCUCCCUCCCCGGUGGACCCCGCUGGGGCGCGCGGACCCCCUCAGACCGUGCCGGUGCCGCCGUCGCUGUCCUUGCGAAUCGAAUGUCGGAUCAAUGCAAUACCCCCCGGGGCACGGCGG
Harpia harpyja (harpy eagle) is the source of this 2064-nucleotide messenger RNA. RefSeq names its product diacylglycerol O-acyltransferase 1 (gene DGAT1). The transcript has 19 exons. The record is from RefSeq and is a predicted model, not a curated record. Bases 1 to 1926 code for a protein of 641 amino acids. Gene Ontology annotation, biological process: triglyceride biosynthetic process. Gene Ontology annotation, molecular function: diacylglycerol O-acyltransferase activity. Lineage: Eukaryota; Metazoa; Chordata; Aves; Accipitriformes; Accipitridae. Gene Ontology annotation, cellular component: endoplasmic reticulum membrane.